AUGGGCUGCGGCAACUGGGGAACGGCUUCGAGCAAACUCAUUGCGGAGAACGCUGCGAGACACCCCGAAUUCGACAACACUGUACGCCUGUGGGUGCUCGAGGAAGUCUUCGAGGGCCGCAAGCUCAGCGAGAUCAUCAACACGGACCACGAGAACAAGAAGUACCUGCCUGGAAUCAAGCUGCCUCACAACCUGGUCGGUGUACCUGACAUGAAGGAGUGCGUCCAGGAGUCUGACACCUUCAUCAUUGUGCUCCCUCACCAGUUCGUCAAGUCCACCGUUAGGAAGAUGAAGGAAAUGGGUCCCAUCAAGCCUGGUUCCAUCUGCAUCAGUCUCGUCAAGGGUAUCGAGCUUACCGGACGCGAUGUGGUGUGCUUCACCGAGACCAUCGAGCAGGAGCUUGGUAUCCCAUGCCUCGCCCUUUCCGGUGCCAACGUUGCCACCAACGUCGCCAAGGAAGAGUUCAGUGAGGCCACCAUUGGAUACAAGGAAAAGGAGCACGCCCUCAUCUUCCAGAAGCUCUUCGACAGGCCUUACUUCAAGAUCAACUGCGUACCCGGUGUUGCCGCUGUCCAGGUGUUCGGCGCCAUCAAGAACGUCGUUGCCAUUUCCGCCGGUUUCUGUGACGGUUUGGGGCUCGGAUCUAACACUAAGGCUGCCAUCAUGAGGCUGGGACUCAACGAGAUCUGCAAAUUCGCCAACAAAUUCUUCAGCGAGGACUGCAACAAGGUCGUGUUCGAGAGUGCCGGUGUCGCUGACCUGAUCACCACCUGCAUCGGUGGUAGGAACGUCCGCUGUGCCGCCGAGUUUGCGAAGCACCAAGGAAAGAAAUCGUGGACCGACAUCGAAAACGAGAUGUUGGGUGGACAGAAGCUCCAGGGAACUUCCACGGCCGAAGAAGUCUACAACGUUCUCAAGGCAAACGGAAUUGAAGCUGAAUUCCCCUUGUUCGUUAUUACCUACAAGAUCGCCUACGAAGGUGCCGACCCCGCCGACCUCAUCCGCCAGUUUUCCGUCGAAGCCAUCACUCCCUUCUGA
Messenger RNA from Babesia ovata, 1038 nucleotides. Its product is annotated as NAD-dependent glycerol-3-phosphate dehydrogenase. The record is from RefSeq and is a predicted model, not a curated record. NCBI's taxonomy places the organism in Eukaryota, Apicomplexa, Aconoidasida, Piroplasmida, Babesiidae. The transcript is spliced from 3 exons. Gene Ontology annotation, cellular component: glycerol-3-phosphate dehydrogenase (FAD) complex; cytosol. Gene Ontology annotation, molecular function: NAD binding; glycerol-3-phosphate dehydrogenase [NAD(P)+] activity; protein homodimerization activity. The coding region runs from base 1 to 1038 and encodes 345 amino acids. Gene Ontology annotation, biological process: carbohydrate metabolic process; glycerol-3-phosphate catabolic process.